This is a messenger RNA of Caenorhabditis briggsae, 1596 nucleotides long. It is a transcript of the gene Cbr-sri-38, whose product is annotated as Protein CBR-SRI-38. Lineage: Eukaryota; Metazoa; Nematoda; Chromadorea; Rhabditida; Rhabditidae. The transcript is spliced from 7 exons. The record is from RefSeq and is a predicted model, not a curated record. The coding region runs from base 1 to 1596 and encodes 531 amino acids.
AUGACAAUUGAUUUUGAGGCUCCACUUUGGUUAUUUAUUUAUUAUCAUUUUAUAGGUACAGUAUCCCUGUUUUUGAAUAUUUUCACUAUAACUUUGUUAGUUUUUAAAAGUGAAAGUAUUGAUAGUUUUCGAUAUUCGCUGCUGGUUUUUCAGAUAACCUGUACCAUCACCGACAUCCAUUUCACAUUCCUAAUGCAACCACUCUCUCUUCUCCCAAUUAUGUCCGGAUACUGUGUUGGAAUAUUAGCCCGUUGUUUCGAUAUCUGGUCCCAUUACUUAAUCUCAUUGGUCGUUGGAAUGAUAGUUGCUCAAUUGGAAUCUCUAGGAAAUUGUUUCGUUCGAAAACAUCAAACAAUUGCCAAAAUAACAAGGAAACAUGUGAUUCCCAAAAGUAUAAAUGACGGAGUCACAAUGCUUCUUCCAUUUUUUCCAAUUUUCGGUUAUUUGGCUUUCUGUAAUGCUGGCAUGAAACGAGAGGAUCAAAUGGGCUAUGUCAGGCAGCAUCAUUCUGAAUACCUCUCACAGUAUUCUAAUCUCUCCAAUUUCGUCAUAUACGAACCAAAUUUUUGGCUCUACUUUGUAAUCUGGUUUGGGUUCUUUGGUGGAAUAUUCACUGGAUUUGUUUUCACCUUUACCACGGUGGACAUGUUCAAAAUGUUGGGAAAAUCGAGACGAAAAAUAUCUGUGACAAAUUUCAAAAGACACCGAUCUACUGUUAAAAGUCUAUUGGCACAGUUUGCAGCUUCUUCUCUUCUAUUAGUCCCGUUAUUUUGUUUUACUCUGGUUGUGAUGGGUGAAUUCGAACAUUCUCAAAUGAUGAUUAAUAUUAUUUUGGCAGUUUUUUCCUUGAGAUCUUCAGUGAAUGCAUUGGUUCUAAUCGUGACGACUCCUUCGUUUAGGAAGUUUAUUUUGAGACAUGCUUUAUUGACUUUUCAAGUAGAAAUUAUAGCUUUGAAGAUGAAAAAACAGUUGAAACAUUUUCAGAUUUCCUGUACUAUAACCGAUGUUCAUCUAUCAUUUCUCAUGCAACCUCUCCCAUUAUUUCCAGUUUUAGCAGGUUUUUCUGUUGGCAUUCUGCCAACAUAUUUCGAUGUUUGGACCCAUUAUUUAAUUACCCAUCCAGAAUACCUUCUUGAAUUUUCAACAAUCCCAAACUUUGCAAUUUACUCUCUCAAUUCUUGGUUCCUAUUUGUUAUUUUUAUGGCAUUCUGUGGUGGAUUCGUAUGUGCUUUGGUCUUCACUUCAACCACUUAUGACAUGUUUCGAAUGUUGGGAAAAGUUCGACGAAAAAUUUCAAUAUACAAUUUUCGAAAACAUCGGUCUACUGUGAAAAGUUUGUUGGCUCAAUUUGCGGCUUCUUCUUUGCUUUUGGUCCUUUUGUUCACUUUUGUUAUUGUUAUAAUGUUGGAUUUGGAACAUUCACAGAUAAUCAUUCAAAUCCCACUUGCCGUAUUUUCUCUGCGAUCAUCUGUUUAUGCAAUUGUUCUAAUUUUCACAACACCCCCAUUUCGAAAUUUCAUAUUACGAAAACGACAAAAUCAACAUUUCAUAACAGCCGCUAGGACAGUUUCCGUUGCCAGAAGUUCAUUUUUGUGA